Molecule: messenger RNA, 2303 nt
Organism: Ooceraea biroi (clonal raider ant)
Lineage: Eukaryota; Metazoa; Arthropoda; Insecta; Hymenoptera; Formicidae
Product: angiotensin-converting enzyme
Biological process (GO): proteolysis
Cellular component (GO): membrane
Molecular function (GO): peptidyl-dipeptidase activity; metallopeptidase activity
Source: RefSeq, a predicted model, not a curated record
AAUGUAACAUUUAACUUGUUUUAAUAUAUAUAUGUCUUUGAUGCAAUAAAAUCCGAAAAACUUUAUUAAGUGUAAAGAUUCAUAAAUUCGUACUCGAAGUCUCUACCAUUUCCUCGAAUAGAAUAAUAAUAAUAAUACGAAAGACGGAAUAAUUGUUUUCUUGCAAAAUGAAACGACCGGUGGAACUCAGAAAAAGAUCCAACCUCGUAAUAAAAAGCAAUUUCCUGACGAAAAUAAACAACGCGUAGGGUUUGAUGAAACGUAUAUAUUUCUUGCCGCCUAACGAAAAUACGAGCUACGGCGCAAAUGCGAGUCGACAUAUAUCGAUGAGUUCUCGAAAUGCGAAUAAAAGUUCUCGCUUUUUCGCAGAGAGAUUAAUCCUUCUUCGGAGUUGCACGCUGCUGUCGUUAUCUCGGAUCAGUAAAACAUGGCAAUAGACGUGCGAACAUUUUCGCGAAGUGCAAUUUCUCUUUGCUUCAUCGCAUACAUUCUUCAUCAUGUCGACCGUACGGCCGCUUCAAAAGAAAAAACUGAUUAUGGAGCGAUCUUGGUGAUCAAACGGGUGGAUCGUGCAUUCGAAUCGCUGAAUCGAAUAAUCGCCGACCUGGAGUGGCGCACGCUCAGAAACCAUUCGGACGUACCGCUGGAAAUAUAUGUAUAUUUCGUUCAACUGAAAUUGAAAUGGAGGAAUACGUGGUGUGCGAAAUUAACGAAUCUUUGGUAUCACGAAAUAUCUGUGAAUAAAGAAUUCCUGCGCUUUUUGUGCAGUGGACCGAAAUAUACGACUGAUAUGGCCAAGAGGAUUAUUAUUAUCAACGAACGCUUAUCGUCCACGUAUAGCUCCGCACGAAUCUGUAAAGUUGAAAAUUUUAAACAAAACUGCUACAAUGGUGAAUCGGACGUGGUGAAAUUAAUGGCGACUUCAAGGAACGAAGGGGAAUUACGUUGGGCUUGGACCGCUUGGAGAAAUCAUAUGAGUCAUACGAAGGAACUCUUCAAACAUUUAGUUGAUCUUCAAAACACGGCCGCGCGACGCAACGGAUACGCCGAUAUCGGCGAAUAUUGGAGGGGAGAGUUCGAUAUUCCAAACUUGGAAGAAGUUUUUGAAGACAUGUAUAAACGAGUCGAAUCGUUGUAUCGCCUGCUGCAUGCCGUCGUAAGAUUCCGGCUCGCAAAGCUGUAUCCCGAUAUCGUUGACUUAUCUCUGCCAAUUCCCGCUCAUUUACUAGGCAAUUUGUGGUCACAAAGCUGGGAAGCGCUGAUUGACAUAAUACUUCCGGAUCUGACGUCGAGUCCGACAAACGCGCUCGGGCAAGAACAUUACAGUGUAACAAAACUGGUAAAAACAGCGGAAGAGUUUUACGUUUCUCUCGGAUUUCCGCCAUUGACACGGGAAUUCUGGAGUAACUCCGUCUUCCGACAAGAUACCAAUAAAACAUCCAGCUGUCAUGCAACUGCUGUCAACAUGUACAAGAAGAAUGACUUUAGAAUUUUUGCGUGUUUAGAAACGAAGCAGCUGCAAGAUCUCGAUGUAAUUUACCACGAGCUCGGUCACGUACAAUAUUACAUGGCGUAUCAAAAUCAGCCCUUGCUUUUUAAGAAUGGAAUUAAUAGUGCUUUCCACGAGUCGAUAGGUGACGCCGUUUCGUACGGCGCAGCUUCCUUCCGACACGUGCAACGUCUAGGAUUAAUACGCAACGAAUUCACGUCAUCCGCCAACUUUUCUCAUGCCAAAUCGCGCUCGCAAAAGUCUCCGGAGAUGGUCGCCCUUCUGAGACAAGCUCUGAUUAAAAUCCCGCAAAUAGCCAGUGGAUUGAUAAUAGACAAAUGGAGAUGGUCUGUGUUUUCCGGCAGGACGAAGCCUUCGAAGUACAACGCAUCCUGGUGGGACCUGCAUCGUAGAUACAUGGGCGUCGUACCGCCGUCACCGAGAUCCGAGGAGUUCUUCGAUCCUGCGGCGAAGUUUCACGUCGCUCAUAAUAUACCGUAUGCCGGGUAUUUUCUCGGAAACUUCCUGCAAGUACAAUUGUUUCAAGGAAUGUGCGAGGCGUCCCAAGGUUCGAAGCCCGGUCUCGUCGCAUUCAACUCGUCCCUUCACGGAUGUGACAUUUACGGGUCAAAAGAUGCGGGAAAGUUUUUAAGGUCGAGAAUAUAAUACCAAUUAUAUAAUACAUGUACUUAGAAAAUUGUGGUUUUAAUCUGAUUUGUCUUAUUACAUCAAAUUAAAAGAAGAGAAAUGGUAAAAAAAUAAUUUUUCUAUGACGUUGCAACAAACUCGUUGUCUAGUUGUCGAAAUAAAAAAA